UUGUCAUUUUCUGACACCACAAUUCCAGCAGGAGAUAGAAACCAAGCAGCUGCCAAUUUCACACACUUCUUUACAUUCAUUAAAGAAGGAAUUAACACGAAAGUUUGUGAUGUUUCAGAACUCCUCAAAUUGUUGCGUGCGAUAAUGAAAGAAAACUUUUACAUUGGAAUGAAUUCAUGCAUUGCCAUGGGAUAUGAUGAAGAUCCGACAGUAAGAACAGCAUUCUUAGAUGGUCUUACUAAUUUCUUCUCUGCUGAUGUUUACCAGAAAAUUGUCGCUUUCAACCAAAAAGAAACUCUCAUUGAUUUGUUGAUGGGAGGUGAUUUUGACUUAGUAAAACUUCUCGCAUCAAAAGUUCCAACACAUCAGAGUGAAGAAUUCGGUCGUCAACUGACUGCUGCAGCUGCUUAUAAAGGACGUGAAUUUGAAUUCUUCCAAGCAAUGGUUGAACUCGAAUUAACAAAUUCAACAAUUGUUUAUGCAACAGAAGAAGAAUUAAACAGAACAACUUUGUUUAGAGGAAAUGGAACACCAUCAAAAGUUUUCUCCGCUUAUAUCCAAAUGGUUGCUAAUGAAUGGUUGCUUGGCUUGAUGACACCAAUCAUUAGAAAAGUCACUCUUUUGGCUGAAUCCGGUGUUAGUUUUCAUAUUGACCAAACAAGAUUAGAUCCACAUGAAAACAUCAAUGAAAACAGAGAACAAUUCAGACAAGUUUUCAGUGAUUUCGUCAACCAGUUUGAAAACAACAUAGAGACAAUGCCUAGAGGAUUGAUCAAAGCAGCACAAAUCCUUUAUAACUCUAUUGUUAAUCAGUCCCAAUUUGUUGCUGUUCAAGCCAUUGCUUCUUUCAUUUUCUUGAGAUUCAUUUGUCCGACAUUGAUUGAACCAACACGUGCUGGUUACACAGAAGCAAUUCCUGAACAGACAAGAACAUGUUUAGUUCAUUUAAGCUCUUUGUUAAUGGUUGCUGCUGUUAGAAACAGAGUUGACGCAAAACGUCCUCAUUAUGCUUAUUUCGCAAAUACUGUUCAAGCCGCUUAUAAGAAACUUCGAAGUUGUUAUGAUAGAAUUGUUUCAUUAAGAAUCACUGAAGUUCCUCAUGUUUUGGCAAUUGAUCCAACAGCUGUUAUUAUUUCACUCCAAAAACUAAUAGCACCAUUGAUUCCUAUUGUUGAUCAGAUCUUGCAAGAACUAAAAGAAGAUAAUCCAUUGAGAGAAUCAAUUUUAGUUUUCAUGUCGAAAUUAAGAGAAACAGAACAAAUGUCUGAAUCAUUGCAGAGCCAAAUCAACAACAAUGAUGUACAUAAUGGACAAGACUUCAAUCCAGUGUUAAACAAGAUUUUGGAGAAGACAUUUUACAAGACAGAUUUCAUAUCAAUCAAAGGUGAUGAAGUGUUUUAUUUGGACAUGUCUACAUUUGUGGUCCAAAUCCCUCUCAACCAAAUAAUCAAUCAUAUUUUGAAGACUCUUAAAGGAUACGAGAACUCCAGAUACACAAUUGUUUGUGAUAUUGGUAAUGUUGAUUUAAACAUAUUACCAUCUCCCAAAGAAUUGAUCAAAGCUGCAUCACAGAUUCCUGAUUACAUUGUUAAAAACAUUUCACAUAUUUAUGUUGUUCGAAUUCCUCCUAAUUUCGCAAAGUAUUUCUCAGAAACUGUAUUAAUGAAUGCUUUGCCACCAUUAGAAAUGAUUGAAACAAUUGAUGCUUUCAAGAAUGAAGUAUCACAACAUACUUUGAUUUUAGGAUAUGCUGCUUAUGAAGGAUUAUUACCACAUGAUGCAAUUUAUUCUUGUGAAUACAAUGGUGAGAAAUCAACAGUUUUAUUGACACAACAAGCCAUUGUUGUUACUUCUAAAUCUAAAUACAUCAAAGGUAAUACUCGUGUUGUUAUUCCUUAUCGGAAUUUCAAGAACAUCAAAGUUAGUGAUCAUCCAAACAACAACAAAUUCUUUAUUUUGGAUAAAGAUGAUUGCGUUCAUAACUUCAGUGUUGCAACAAAUUCAAGUUUGUUUGAUGACAUCCAAGAAUGUUUGAAACGUUCUAAAUUAAUAACAACAACUCGUAAUUUGAUUUACGUUGAAAGACCAACAUUAAGAAUGUUGUUAUUGAAUGUUGCUUUGAUCAAUUUAGUUUCGGACAUGGCUGAUUUCAAUGUUAGACGUUCUGCUUUGGAAUUGAUUGAGAAAACAAUUAAUUCCACGGAAAUCAAGUCUACAAUUGAUUUCAGUAAAUACGCUAACAGUAAUUACGUUGGAAGUGUUUAUGAAAUUGCUGAAGAGAUUUCUGAUGACAUUUCUAGGAAUAAUUCACAAGAUGUACAUACAUUUUUCACUGAAUUUGCAAAGACAAUAACAUACUUGAAUCACAAUGAUUUCUGUAUUUCAUCAACAUAUUUAGUUCCAUGGAUGAAGAAUUGUGGAGAAGCAGCAAUAGAAAACAAGAGAACAUUAGAUUCAUUGGCACAAAUAACUGCAUCAAUUCCACAAGCAGAUACAUGCCAAUUCACACAGAUGUUUUGGGGAUCAAUAACAGAAGAAAAACUCUUCAAGACAUUGUUACAAAUGACAAGUGAAUUUGGCAAUUCAUCAUCCAUCUCUUUGUUUAUUACUAUCUCUAAUAAUUCAAAGAGAUUGACAUCAGCAAUCACUAAAAUCAUGGAAGAAGAGAAUGGAAUGACAAUUUUCUUCCAAGCAGCAAGAACAUUGAUUUCUUUGAUCAUUGCUGGAACAUUUGAUGAAGAAUGCUAUCCAGAUCUUCUUCACAUUAUUCAUACAGCAAUCUAUAAUAAGAGAACAGAGAUGACAACUAAUUUACUUGAAACAAUUUACCAGAAAUAUGUUGGAAAACCAGAUUUCAAAGCAUCAGAUUUCAAUGAUGAUUUAGCGAAGAAAGAGUUCAAACAAUGGACAACACGUGCUUCCAAAUUAUCCCAUGUCAUCUAUGAUAUUGCUGAUAAUGCUAAACUUGACAAACAAAAGCUUAUAAGUUUGUUUAAUAGCGAUAUUUCUACAGAAAGUAAUGAUAACAUGCAAUUUUUAUCUUCUUUGUUGUUGUUGUGUUUGUUGGACAAUAACUCAGAAGUUUACAAGAGAAAGGCAAUUUCUUUGGUUCAAACAGGAAAACCACAACAAAUAAUGAUUGGUUUCGAAGCUCUUUCAUACUUGAAUUUAACUGAUAAAGAGUCAAUCGCAUUCAUUAUUGGUGGUUUGUUAAACAUCUGUUCAUCACAAAGCGAAUUUUCCAUAAAUAUGGUCAUAGAAACUACGAACAAAUUCAUUCGUAAUUUCGGAAUUUCCAAACUGAAAACAGAUGAAUAUUUAACAAAUGAGAUCAUACAGCGUAUUUCCGCUGAAUCUAACUUACCUUUCACACAAGGAUUAGUUCAUACAAUGAUUGGUAUUGACUUUGUUUUCGACAGUGAAAACAAAUUGAUUCAUUUAUUGGAAACACAAGGUUUUGAAAACGAUUUGUUGAAAUGUUUCACAACUACUAACAGCCAAGAAAUGGUUGAUUGCUUCAAGAGAACACAAGAAUGUGCAUUCAUCUUAUUAUGGAGAUUCUGCCAGCGUCCAGAUGAUAAAUCUACCAUCCAAGGUUUGUCAGAAAUCAUCAGAAUGAACCAGGAUAUUUUCUCUAACCUUAACUUGCAAAUUGUUUAUGAUGCAUGCGAAAGAGCAAGUAGUCCUGAUGUUCUCAAACUUCUUAUCGAGUUAGCGAGAUCACAGAAGUCUAAGAAACCAGGAAAGAAGGCUGGCAAUUUAUUCACUCUUUUCUUGGAGAAAUCAUCCGUUCAAACUUUGAAUGAUGAUGCAGUUAGUCAUAUGAUCUCAACCAUUUAUAAGUCUAUUAGUUAA
Molecule: messenger RNA, 3855 nt
Organism: Trichomonas vaginalis G3
Lineage: Eukaryota; Parabasalia; Trichomonadida; Trichomonadidae
Product: negative regulation of centriole-centriole cohesion
Exons: 1
Biological process (GO): regulation of GTPase activity
Source: RefSeq, a predicted model, not a curated record